Molecule: messenger RNA, 552 nt
Organism: Theileria equi strain WA
Lineage: Eukaryota; Apicomplexa; Aconoidasida; Piroplasmida; Theileriidae
Exons: 6
Coding region: 1-552 (183 amino acids)
Cellular component (GO): membrane; signal peptidase complex
Source: RefSeq, a predicted model, not a curated record
AUGGGAAAGGAUAAUAAAAAUUCAAACUCCUCAACGGAUGUAAAGUAUUACGUGGAAAGUCUAUAUUCGCUCAAUGAUCUCCAAAAAUUGAUGUCUAUCAACACAAUCGCGGCCUUCAAAGAGUCUGGAUUAAAGUGUGAUCCCAGCGUGUCAUACACCAGGAUCUUGUUCUACUUGUUGCUAAAUUCUAUUGGUUUUUAUACGACAUUCUUCCUCCACAUCGAAUCUUCGAAGCGUUUGCUCGAAAUAGCAGUUUUUACAUACUUUUCGCUGCUGCUUGUCUUAACAAUAUUCGAUAAAAUUGUCCUCAAAGGGGCCGCCUUGAGGCUACUAUUAAAGAAGACAAAGAUCCUGGUCAGUACUGCGGUCAAUUGGAAAGAGGGAACUUUUGAAAUUAAAUAUCGUCAAGAAGGAAAAAAUUCUCAAGAAAAGGUGCAUGCGAUACCACUAGGUGAUCUAUUCUAUACUGAUGGAGAAUGCGAUUAUGUGUACUUUAAAAAGGAAAUAGAAGCUUUGAAUCAUACACUUGUUUCACUUGAUAAAACUGAUUAA